This is a messenger RNA of Betta splendens (Siamese fighting fish), 3516 nucleotides long. RefSeq names its product DEAD (Asp-Glu-Ala-Asp) box polypeptide 46 (gene ddx46). The record is from RefSeq and is a predicted model, not a curated record. NCBI's taxonomy places the organism in Eukaryota, Metazoa, Chordata, Actinopteri, Anabantiformes, Osphronemidae. The coding region runs from base 143 to 3334 and encodes 1063 amino acids. Gene Ontology annotation, molecular function: RNA binding; RNA helicase activity; ATP binding. The transcript has 23 exons.
UUAUUUUCUUCUGUUACACGUUUGCGACUUCAUCCGUCGCACUUUUGUUACGUGUGGGUUCAAAGAUACAAACAGUCGAACACGGCGCAGCGGUUAUUAUCUGCGAACUGACUUUAACUGGACAGAACAUUGCGGGAUAAUAAUGGGACGUGAGUCAAGACACUACAGGAAGCGCUCCACGUCUCGGGGGCGCUCAGGUAGUCGAUCGAAGAGUCGCUCCCCGGACAAACGCUCCAAGAAAGAAGACCGGGACCGAGACCGAAGCAGGAGAGAACGAUCCCGGAGUCGGGACCGCCGCAGGUCCCGGUCCAGAGACAGAAAGCGAGCUAGGCGCUCCAGGAGCCGUGACAGGAGAAGGUCCAGAAGCAGAGACAGGAGGAGGUCAGGGAGCAGGACCAGAACCCGAAGGUCUCGGUCUGGAAGCCCCAGCAAAAGCAAAAAAACAGAUGAGAAAUCAAGGAGCAAAGAAAAAGACAGCGUAGAGCCUUUAUCUGAAAAGAAAAAGGUCAAAGAGGAGAAAGAGGACGAGAAGGCAGAGGAUCAAGACUUUGACCAAAACAAACUGGAGGAGGAGAUGAGGAAGAGGAAGGAGCGAGUGGAGAAAUGGAGGGAGGAGCAGAGGAAGAAAGCCAUUGAGAAUAUCGGCGAGAUCAAGAAAGAACUGGAGGAGAUGAAGCAGGGCAAAAAGUGGAGCCUGGAGGAUGAUGAUGAUGAUGAUGAGGAUGGUUCAGCACCUAUGGAAGGUGAUGAUGAUGAAGAUGGAGAUGGAAAGGAAGAGAGUAAGGAGAAAGAGAUUAAAGAGGAGAAGAAAGAGGAAGGUGAGAAGGAGAAGGAAAGUCCAAUGGAGCUGCAGCCAGAAGAGGAUGACGUGGAUCCUCUGGAUGCCUACAUGGAGGAGGUCAAACAGGAGGUUAAGAAGUUCAACAUGGGAGCCAUGAAGGGAAAUGAUAAGAAAGGAGCAAUGACUGUAACCAAAGUGGUUACGGUUGUUAAAACCAAAAAAGGUCCUCACACUCACAAGAAGAAGGGUGAGCUGAUGGAGAAUGACCAGGACGCCAUGGAGUAUUCAUCAGAAGAGGAGGAAGUGGAUCUGCAAACGGCUCUAACAGGCUUUCAGACCAAGCAGAGGAAAGUCCUUGAGCCUGUUGACCACGGAAAGAUUCAGUACGAGUCUUAUCGUAAAAACUUCUAUGUGGAGGUGCCUGAACUGGCCAAAAUGACUCAAGAAGAAGUAAACACAUACAGGCUGGAACUGGAAGGCAUCACUGUCAAAGGGAAGGGCUGCCCGAAACCCAUCAAGACCUGGGUGCAGUGUGGAGUAUCGAUGAAGAUCCUCAACGCUCUGAAAAAGCAUAGCUAUGAGAAGCCCACGCCCAUCCAGGCUCAGGCCAUCCCUGCAAUCAUGUCGGGCCGGGACCUUAUUGGCAUCGCUAAGACCGGCAGUGGGAAAACAAUAGCCUUCCUGUUGCCUAUGUUCAGACACAUCAUGGAUCAAAGGCCCCUAGAAGACUCUGAGGGACCCAUCUCUGUGAUCAUGACUCCGACUAGAGAGCUGGCUCUGCAGAUCACCAAGGAAUGUAAGAAGUUCUCUAAACCGCUGGGGCUCAGGGUGGUGUGUGUUUAUGGAGGCACUGGUAUCAGCGAACAGAUUGCUGAGCUGAAGAGAGGAGCAGAGAUCAUUGUCUGCACACCAGGACGGAUGAUUGACAUGUUGGGGGCCAACAGUGGUCGAGUCACCAACCUGCGCAGAGUGACGUAUGUUGUGUUGGACGAAGCAGACAGGAUGUUCGACAUGGGCUUUGAGCCUCAGGUGAUGCGCAUUGUGGACAACGUGCGUCCCGACCGUCAGACCGUCAUGUUUUCAGCUACCUUCCCUCGGGCCAUGGAGGCGCUGGCUCGGAGGAUCCUGGCCAAGCCCAUCGAGGUUCAAGUGGGCGGUCGCAGUGUAGUCUGCUCUGACGUGGAGCAGCAUGUGCUGGUUAUUGAUGAGGACCAGAAAUUCUUGAAGUUGCUGGAGAUUCUGGGUCACUACCAGGAAAAGGGCUCAGUCAUCAUCUUUGUGGACAAACAGGAGCAUGCAGAUGGACUCCUCAAAGACCUGAUGAAGGCUUCUUACCCCUGCAUGUCUCUACACGGAGGCAUCGACCAGUACGACAGAGACAGCAUCAUCAAUGACUUUAAAAACGGAGCCUGUCGUCUAAUGGUGGCCACCUCUGUGGCCGCCAGAGGCCUGGAUGUCAAGCAGCUCAUCCUGGUGGUCAACUACAACUGUCCCAACCACUAUGAGGACUACGUCCACAGGGCGGGGCGCACGGGCCGAGCAGGAAACAAGGGUUACGCUUACACCUUCAUCACAGAGGAUCAGGUUCGAUAUGCCGGCGAUAUCAUCAAAGCCUUGGAACUGUCAGGGGCUCCUGUACCACCAGAACUCGAGCAGCUCUGGGCGUCUUUCAAAGACCAGCAGAAAGCGGAAGGAAAAACCAUUAAAAGCAGCAGCGGCUUCUCAGGAAAAGGUUUCAAGUUUGAUGAGACAGAACACGCUCUGGCCAACGAGAGGAAAAAGUUACAGAAAGCUGCUCUUGGACUGCAAGACUCUGACGACGAGGAUGGGGCCCUGGAUAUCGAGGAGCAAAUCGAGAGCAUGUUCAACUCCAAGAAGAGAGUGAAGGACCUGUCUGCUCCCGGGGCGGCUGCUGGAGCAGCAGGAACGGUCUCUGCCACGGCAGCUGCUCCAGGAGGACUCCCAGGCCUCGGACCCACAUCUGCUGGAAACAUCCAGAAACUGGAGAUGGCCAAAAGGCUGGCGCUCAAGAUCAACGCUCAGAAGAACCUGGGUGCUGAGGCUCAGGAUGUGAUGCAGCAGGCCACCAACGCCAUCCUGCGAGGUGGCACGAUCAUGACACCCUCCGUGUCGGCUAAGACCAUCGCGGAGCAGUUGGCGGAGAAGAUCAAUGCCAAGCUGAACUACACCCCUGUGGAGAAGCUGGAGGAGGAGCGGCAGGCGGCUGAGCAGGCGGAGACCGUCAAGCGAUACGAAGAGGAGCUGGAGAUUAAUGACUUCCCUCAGACGGCCAGGUGGAAGGUGACGUCCAAAGAAGCACUGCAGAGGAUCGGCGAAUACUCAGAAGCUGCGAUCACCAUCAGAGGAACCUACUUCCCUCCAGGCAAAGAGCCCAAAGAGGGGGAGCGCAAGAUCUACCUGGCUAUUGAAAGUGCUAAUGAACUGGCUGUGCAGAAAGCCAAGACAGAGAUCACGCGUUUGAUCAAGGAAGAGCUCAUCAGAUUGCAAAACUCAUACCAACCGACGAGCAAAGGCCGUUACAAAGUGCUGUAGAGGAGAAACGGAGGCUCGACGGAGGAUUGUCCAUCUGUCAAAUUCAUCCACGUGGUUGAAUAAUAUUUUAAUCAGUACUUUUAAUAUUAUCUUAUGUUGCCGUCUUUAGUUAUUGAACUCCAUUUGAGUUUCAAGUGUUGUUUUUUUCACUUUGUCAUUAAACGGCUCCAGGAAUCAUUAAA